This is a messenger RNA of Sorex fumeus (smoky shrew), 1923 nucleotides long. It is a transcript of the gene WDR25, whose product is annotated as WD repeat domain 25. The transcript is spliced from 7 exons. Gene Ontology annotation, molecular function: protein binding. The coding region runs from base 213 to 1829 and encodes 538 amino acids. NCBI's taxonomy places the organism in Eukaryota, Metazoa, Chordata, Mammalia, Eulipotyphla, Soricidae. The record is from RefSeq and is a predicted model, not a curated record.
GUUUUGGGCCCAUAUCCGGUGGUUCUCAGGGCUUACUCCUGCUUCUGCACUCAGGGAUCACUCCUGGCAGACUCAGGGGAGACCAUAUGGGGUGCCAGGGAUCGAACCCAGAUCGGCCUCGUGCAAGGCAAAUACCCUACCUGCUGUACUAUGGCUCCAUGCUGGAGGUUUAUUAAGGUUGUUCGCCGUGAAGGACAGCAGCCGUAACUGCCAUGGCGUCCUUGGUGGCUUACGAUGACUCGGACUCAGACGCGGAGCCGGAGCCUGAUGGCUGUGGUGCGGCGGGGCCGAGAGACUCUUCUGCUGUGGUCCAACCUUUGGAUUUUGCCUCAGGUGCCUUGGGUGAGUCGGAAGGGGGAGCGCUGCCCCCCCAGCCUGGCUCUUGUGGAGAGGCAGCGGGACCUCGUCUUCACCUCCCGCUGGCACGGCUCGGGAAAGUGGCCCCAGCAUCCUGCCCCAGCCAGAGACUGCAGUGGCCUUGGGCAGCGCCGGAAAUCACCGUCCCCAGUCACCAGCCUUGUUCCUCCUUGUGGACAAGCCACGUUCCCUCGAGCCACGUGCCCGUGACAGCAGCUGGUGGGAAAGCCCCAAAGCGCCCCUGGGAAAGUUCCUGCUCCCUGGAGCCGCUUACCCCUGCUCAGACCAAAGCCGAAACCACCCGGAAAACUGUCAACUGUCUUCAGAGGAAGCGGGGUGAGGACGGUGUCGUGCCCUAUACCCCCAAGAGAUUCCGACAGUUGCCAGGGUUGAGCACAGAGACCAGGAAGAACAGAGAUGGAGGGCCGCAGGGUUCCUCGGCUGUCCGGCUCCGGCCCCCCGCCCCUCUAUGUGUGCGCCCCCAAGUGUCCGAGUUCAUCGAGCCAUACCUGAAGAGUCAGUACAAAGAAACCCUGAUUGCCAAGAAGGUGCUCUUCCAUCUGCGAGGCCACCGCGGGCCGGUGAACAGCAUCCAGUGGUGUCCUGUCGUCUCCCGCAGCCACAUGCUGCUCUCCACGUCCAUGGACAAGACCUUCAGGGUGUGGGACGCCGUGGACACGGGCAGCUGCCUGCAGACUUACUCUCUGCACAGUGAGGCGGUGCGGGCCGCCCGCUGGUCUCCCUGUGGCCGGCGCAUCCUCAGCGGCGGCUUCGAUUUCACCGUGCACCUCACAGACCUGGAGACAGGAGCCCAGUUGCUUACCGGUCGGAGUGACUUCCGUGUCACCGCCUUGAAGUUUCACCCCAAAGAGCCCAGCGUCUUCGUGUGUGGGGGCUUCAGCUCUGAGAUCAAAGCCUGGGAUGUGCGGAUUGGCAAGGUGGUGAGAGGCUACAAGGCGACCGUCCAGCAGACCCUGGACAUCCUGUUCCUGCAGGAAGGCUUUGAGUUUCUGAGCAGCACAGACGCCUCGAGCCGGGACUCGGCCGACCGCACCAUCAUCGCCUGGGAUUUCCGGAGUUCCGCCAAGAUCUCCAACCAGAUCUUCCACGAGAGGUACACCUGCCCCAGCCUGGCGCUGCACCCGCGGGAGCCCGUGUUCCUGGCCCAGACCAACGGCAACUACCUGGCCCUCUUCUCCGCAGUGUGGCCCUACAGGAUGAGCCGGCGGCGGCGCUACGAGGGACACAAGGUGGAGGGCUACGCCGUGGGCUGCGAGUGUUCCCCGGACGGCGACCUGCUGGUGACGGGCAGCGCUGACGGCCGUGUUCUGCUCUACACCUUCCGUACGGCCAGCCGGGCACGCACGCUGAACGCACACACAGAGGCCUGCGUGGGCACCACCUUCCACCCCGCGCUGCCCUCGGUCCUGGCCACCAGCUCCUGGGAGGGCGACGUGAAGAUCUGGCACUGAGGGGCCUCCUGGGCAGGGAGGUGACCGAGCAUGGACUGGCGCCUUCCUGGCUGCUGUGCCUUUGUCUUCUCAUCUGUAAAAUGGGGGCAGCUGC